Messenger RNA from Exaiptasia diaphana, 371 nucleotides. RefSeq names its product bifunctional arginine demethylase and lysyl-hydroxylase JMJD6. NCBI's taxonomy places the organism in Eukaryota, Metazoa, Cnidaria, Anthozoa, Actiniaria, Aiptasiidae. Gene Ontology annotation, molecular function: P-TEFb complex binding; histone H4R3 demethylase activity. Gene Ontology annotation, biological process: phagocytosis. The record is from RefSeq and is a predicted model, not a curated record. The transcript has 2 exons. Bases 23 to 343 code for a protein of 106 amino acids. Gene Ontology annotation, cellular component: nucleus; cytoplasm.
ACAGUACAAGUCCCAUUGUGUCAUGUUUCCUACUAAUGUCCCUAGGGACCUUUUAAAGUUAACUACUAAAGAUGGUGGUGAUCAGAAAGAUGAAGCAAUACAAUGGUUUAAUAAGGUCUUUCCACAAACACAGCUGCCAUCUUGGCCUAAAGAGUUUAAACCUAUUGAGAUUCUUCAGGGUCCAGGUGAGACAGUGUUCGUACCAGGCGGAUGGUGGCAUGUUGUAGUCAACUUAGACACAACAAUUGCUGUAACACAGAACUUCUGCUCAGUGACUAACUUCCCUAUUGUGUGGCACAAGACUGUCAGGUAUGAUCAGGGGAGAAAUGAAAUGAUGAAAUGAAUAGUUGGAAAUAUAUGAAAUAAGUGUA